UCUUCCAGAGUAAGGCAUCAGCUCCAUCUCCUUCCUCCGUUCGUCCGUCCCCCUUUCCCCUUUCACGCCGCAAGAAAACCCUCGCCCAAAUCUACAGCAACCAACGCCCCCGUUUCGUCUACGAGAGCUGCGAGCUCACAAUCCCGCGGGAGCAGCUCGGCCAUGGCGUCCUCCGUCGCCGGCGGGGUGCCGUCGAGGUCCGCCAUCGUGGCCGACACGACCAGCGGGCACCACCUCCUCACCAUCCACGGCUACUCCCGCACCAAGGACAUACCCACCGGAGAGCGCGUCAAGUCUCACCCUUUCAUCAUCGGCGGCCACCGCUGGCGGAUCGACUACUACCCCGGCGGCGUGCGCCCGGAGGUCGCGGACUACGUGUCCCUCUCCCUGAUACUAGAGGAGGAUGGCCCGGCGCCGGUGAAGGCCCAGUACGACAUCUGCCUCGUUACCAAGGAGGAGGAGGCGGAGCAGGCCGCGUCGAUGGCGUCGGCACCGGUCGACGAAUUCGCUCCCCGGAAGGGCUGGGAGUACUCCAAGUUCGUCAGGAGGGUGGAGCUGGAGAGCUCAAAGUAUCUCACCAACGAUUCGUUCACCGUCCGGUGCGAUAUCGUUGUCGUCCAUGGUUACCGCGCCGCGGGCGGCAUGGCGGCCCUCGUCUCUGUGCCCCCAUGUGACCUGCGUGAGAACCUUGGCAGGCUCCUCGACACCGGGAUGGGCGCCGACGUGGUGUUUGAGGUCGGCGGCGAGACCGUCGCGGCACACCGGUGCGUGCUCGCGGCCUGCUCUCCGGUGUUCGCCGCCCAACUCUUUGGACCCAUGAAGGAGGGUAAUGCCGGCGUCGUGCGCGUGGAAGACAUGGACACGGAGGUGUUCAAGGCGUUGCUCCGUUUCACAUACGCCGGCUUGUUGCCGGAGGAGUUCAAGGAAGACGUAGUCGUAUGCCAGCAUCUGCUCGUUGCUGCAGACAGGUAUGGCAUGGGGCGGCUGAAGCUGAUCUGCGAGCAGAAGCUGUGCGAGUACAUCGACAUCGGCACGGCAGCAACCAUCCUGACGCUGGCCGAGCAGCACCGCUGUGAGGGGCUGAAGAAGGCCUGCUUCGAUUUUCUUGCCGCUCCACCAAAUCUGAGGGCUGUCGUGGCCACCGACGGCUUCCAGCAUCUGAUCGCGAGCUGCCCUUCUCUUAUGGUCGAGCUCAUGGCUAUGUCCCCUACACAUUAGCUGAGUGAUGGAUAUGCCUCUGAGUGUUGUAGCAAUGGUGAAACAUGGUUUCUAGGCUCAUGUACUAAUCUGGGUACCUCUCUCUUGGUGUAUCCCUGGCUCUACCUAGUUAACAACCGAGAUGCAAAAGUUAGCCUCAUUUCGCCCCUGUUUUAUCAGUUCAUUGCAUCUCUAACUAUGCCUAUUAACCAGGAAGUGCGUUGGAAUCAGAGGUGAUAAAAUGCUCAGGUUUUUAGGCAAUGGUAGCUUGUGGUUUCAGGUCUUUGUUAUCUGAUAUUGUGCUUGUGGUUCCAUGGUUUCUGAACCUUAUUGAGAUAA
Molecule: messenger RNA, 1536 nt
Organism: Triticum urartu
Lineage: Eukaryota; Viridiplantae; Streptophyta; Magnoliopsida; Poales; Poaceae
Source: RefSeq, a predicted model, not a curated record